This is a messenger RNA of Lingula anatina, 2023 nucleotides long. RefSeq names its product scavenger receptor cysteine-rich domain-containing protein DMBT1. Gene Ontology annotation, molecular function: chitin binding. Gene Ontology annotation, cellular component: extracellular region; membrane. The record is from RefSeq and is a predicted model, not a curated record. NCBI's taxonomy places the organism in Eukaryota, Metazoa, Brachiopoda, Lingulata, Lingulida, Lingulidae.
CCCACUUUUUCUUUACAUCCUGUAUACUGGUGUAAAUUAGAAUAAAGACGCCCGCGGUGCGUUUGCCUACAUGUAUGUGUCUAGUUGGUUUUGGGAGAAAAAUCUGAGUUAUCUGCUAGACCCUUUUCAAAUUGUUUUCCAGAACACCAUGGAGGCACACGCCUUAUCGAAAAUUGCAGAGCAUGGGAGCACAGAACAGAACUGUAGAAAUAAAGGAGCCUCCCAAACCCCUUCACCGCCAUCCGGCGACAACUCUAACUGCUUGAGAGUGGGCAUUCGUAACAGCACGGGGGCUGAAGGAACCGAGAACCAUGCCUACGAUAACUCCGCCUGCGUUAACCACCGAACCACCGAACCCAACACCCCCUCCGCCCCAGUGCGAAAUGAAACAGGGCAGAGUAUGGCAUACCGACGAAUGUCGGAUAGAUCCUCCUUCUCCGGCAGUAUGACGAUAGUAGACAACAGGCGGCGGUUGUGUCGCAAGCGAUGCUGUGCUGUCUGGCUUGUGAUCGUGGCAAUACUAGUGUUAUUAAUGUUCACAGCGGGGCUGGCUCUCUUCAUUACCCUUAGAUCUGAGACUCAAGGGAAAAACAACAGUUCACCCAGCACGUUGAAGCAGAAGCAGAAGUUCAACGGAUGUGAGGUGGAGCCUUCCCCUAGAACAGACAGUGCUGCCACACCGUGGAAGGACGGGAAGGUUGUGCCGACCGCGAAAGUGUUCAGUUGCUCACGAUAUAAGGCUGAUAGUAAUUAUGAUAUCCACGUUCUAAGUAUGGACUCUGCCGGGAAGGCUGGAGUCGAAGUGAUGGUGUCGGUGAACGCCACUGGCCCCAAAGUGAAGAAUGUUAUGUUGGUGUUGAUAUCUGGUACAAAAACAUCUUGGGUUAUCGCUCCCGAUGCGGCUGUUUCUAGGAUUAUCAAAUGUAGACGCGAUGGAGUGAAGUCAGGUAACAUUAAGUUUGAUAGCGUGAGCUGUCCAGAAAAGGAAGAUGUCGCCUCGGCCGUACUGCAGAAUGUGGUGGCCACGUACGGACAGAUUACGUCAUACACAUACACCGCCACAUGCGACAAAUGGACGCUUAAGGUGGGCGAGCAAGAUAAACUGAAACCCACUGCGCUGCCACCAACACAACCCGCAAGUGUCCUCCCCCCUGUACGCAACAUCUCUGCGGUUCGGAACGUCCGACUGGCAGAUAUGUGGGAGCAUGGUGCGGGGCAUGUGCAGGUGCUGAUAGGACGGCACUGGUACUACAUCUGUGACCGCCUAAUUGCCUCUGCUGAUGCGCACGUGAUAUGCAAGACGCUAGGACUAGGCGUUCAAGCAGAGGUGUUGUUCCAAUCGUUCUUCUCUAUGGUGGAUUCUACUCCAUUGAGGUUGAUACUGGGUUGUGUUGGCAACGAGACAAACGUCACCCAAUGCCGCCAUACGUUAGCCAACCCUUUUGUCAGAUGUAAACAGAGAGUGGCGACAGUCAGGUGUAACCCAGGACCCACCACUUCUCCUGUAAGUCCGUCACAGAUCACUGAUGUAAGGCUGGUCGACUCUAAUUCCAAAUACGAGGGGAACGUGCAAGUGAAGUAUGGGAGCAGCUGGCGUUACGUCUGUGACGUGGACUGGGAUUCGAUCGACGCUAGAGUUGUGUGUCUAACGCUAGGACAUCGGAAUUUAACUGGCGCAAUAUAUUUCAACUCUAACUUCGGGAACGCCCCUUCUAACAACCGACCAUUCAUAACCCUCAACUGCAUAGAUUCGGCCACUCAUAUCAAGGAAUGUCGCUAUGCAACAUAUUGGAAUUACUAUGGGUGUGAUGUUGAUGACGUAGCAGGCGUCCAAUGCUUUUCAGAUACUGGAGUAUCAGGGAUAACCUGUAACUUUGAGGCUGGGAUGUGUGGCUUGAUGCCUUCUUAUACGUCAAGUGCUUACAGCUCGUUCAAGUGGACUCGGGGUAGAGGCCGCACAUCCUCCUCCUACACAGGCCCCACCCAUGACCACACGACGCUGUCGAGCACAGGUGGGUUUUAA